AUUCGUCUAAAUAAGUUUUCAUUGAUAAAUUGUAAAGUCAGAAAUUAAUUUACUUGCUAAAUAAAUUGUUUUUAUAACAUACUUGCGAGUAAUGUUAUUAGUUAUUAACUAUAAAAAAGUUGGAAUUUAAUAUACUUAUGUACUUAUAUACAUUAUGAAAUGUUUGGGAAUUAUAAAAUUAUGUCGGCAAUGAAUUACGAUAAUAACUUACAUAAACAUGAGCUAGCGUGUAUUGCAGUUACGGAAGAAGAGUAUUAUAAAUUAAAAGGGAACAUUGGUCCAAAUAUUUCUACCUAUAAUACUUACUACGAUGAAAAUACCCAUAAAAAAUUAGUUGAAAUGCCCCCUAACGUAAAUAUUACUCGAGAACUCUCUUCUGGUAAAAACAUGUUCAUCGACAGCAAGCAUGUCUCGUUUAUACGAACUAGUGGUAUUACAACUAAUAUUAAUCAGCCUAAAGAAAUAAUAUCUAUCAGCAAUAAACGGAUAUUUCCACCAAUACUUCCUACGCGAAAUAUCAACAAUAAUAUUGAUAAUGUUGCUAUAGGAGCGGUAAAUGACAGAAGUAGUUUUCGAGGCCUUCGCAAGCAGUUUAGUGGGCGAUUCAAACGUUUAGUCUCCAAACAACCGAAAGCAUCGAAUCAAAUCAUUCCCCCCGAACUCAAACCGCAAUUAAAAGCUAUAUAUGUUUAUUGAGAUAACCGAAAGAUGUAAUGAUAUCAAAAUCAAUGUAAAUUUAUUUGUGUUUUAAUUAAGAAAUAAAAAAUCUUUUUAUUCUAAAUUAAGCAGCAGCA
This is a messenger RNA of Zeugodacus cucurbitae (melon fly), 794 nucleotides long. RefSeq lists its product as uncharacterized. The coding region runs from base 160 to 696 and encodes 178 amino acids. The transcript is spliced from 3 exons. The record is from RefSeq and is a predicted model, not a curated record. Lineage: Eukaryota; Metazoa; Arthropoda; Insecta; Diptera; Tephritidae.